Messenger RNA from Necator americanus (New World hookworm), 1848 nucleotides. RefSeq lists its product as uncharacterized. Lineage: Eukaryota; Metazoa; Nematoda; Chromadorea; Rhabditida; Ancylostomatidae. The record is from RefSeq and is a predicted model, not a curated record. Bases 1 to 1848 code for a protein of 615 amino acids. The transcript is spliced from 18 exons.
AUGCUCCCUUCACAGGGCCGUGUUGUGCGAGGAAUUUACAAGCUGUCGAUAUUUUUCAUAUCAUGUUUGCUGUUCAACGGCCUUGUGCGUGUUCACAAUGAUGCGAAUGCGCACCCAUCAGUAAUCACGAGAAAAGAAUGUCACGCUCUUCGAAAUUUGCCUAGUCGUAUAAUGCGCUCCGAUAGCUUUAAUCGAGAUCUCACGGUAACAUUCGAGCACACUCUCCUUGGAGCGAGAUGUUUCUACCGAGUGGAUGCUCCAUGGACUGUUGGCGGGUUCAUUGUUGGGGAGAACAAUGUGACCUUAAUUGAACAGGAGAAGUUAACCACUGACAUAUCGUCUCCCUUAAUCGUGUCAGAAUUGGAAUACUGGACGAAACGUCUUCAUACUAAUCCAUUCCUGCAAAUGAGAGUUGUUUGUGGGCCUUCCUACGACGAAGAAUCAGAUUGUUAUUCAUCAGAAAGAAGUUAUGCACAAUACUUUGACUCAAACUGUUCGCGUUCAUGGGAUGGCGUUGAUGGUGACGAUGAGCUGUCAGCUUGUUCUGAACGGGAUGAACUUGUCACUCAAAAAGUUGAGGUGAAGCGUACAAUUGAUCCGUACCUUGGUAUAUUCAGUCCAGACGAUGCAGGAAAAUACGUCAAUCACAUCAGAACAAUAGAAACAAUUUUUCAUCCUCUAAAAGCCAUGGGGAGAUUGAACCUCGUGCUCGUGCAAAACUGGUUACGACUUGAAAUCCCUCCAACGAUAAUAUACCGUAUUUGUUCGGGCGUUUCUCCUCGAGAAUUUGGCGACGAAUCACCAACUACAUUAAGAGAGAACCAAGAUUUGAAGUACUGCGCUUUUGGUGCUCUCACUGAGGUUGAAAAAAUGGGUUGGAUAACCGUCGUGGACCAAACUCAGACUGACAGAUGUAUUAUCUGUGAAAGAUCCUUCAAAAAUAUGUAUUCACUUUUGUUACAUUAUCAUCUCUCAUAUCCGCGACUGAUCUUUCAGCUGAAUUUCCGUACUGAUCCGCAGCAAGAUGAACGUUGGCAUCGUCUUCAUAUCGACGUAUUUCUUAACCCGGAUUUUGACGAUGUGCAUGAAGUGCCUUCGUGCGGAAACCGGGGUUUCAUAAGAGCUAAAGAUCUCAUAUACACUUGGACCCGCGAUCAGGCGAUCGAGCUGAAGUCAAAAGCUCGCAUGGAUCUUACAAUUUUUUGUGAUGCGUUGAAAUCUGCAGGGCAAUCGCUCGAUGAUCCCGUCGAAGAACAGAGAUUCAUACAUCCUGAAUCUGGGCGAUGGCUUUAUCGAGGUGAACGCCUUCCACAUUAUGCUCGACAUCUUCCAGCUCCCGGUCACGAAGUUCUCGCUCAUAGUACAACUCGACGUCUCCUGGAUUUUGUUGAUCUGUCUGAUGGUAGCAAAUGGUUCAUGAUAACGUGGAAUACAAUGAUGGUGACAAUGGGGAAAGCACGAUGCGAUGAAGCCGGUCAUUCCAAGAGCAAUCGUCUUUUUCUGGAACUUCAUAUGGAUGCUAUGGUGCGCUAUGGGCAACGAAGCCAUUUUCUUUAUCAAUUGAACACGCAUACAACAAGAGGUCGUCCUAUAGCUGACUUGGAAGAUCUUGUUCUCAGAACUACAAGAUAUCCUUGGGAUUGGAAACGUAGUUAUUUCCUUUGCCUUGGUGUUGUAGUAUUGUUUGCGUUUGCUACAAUGAAAUUUGCGAGUUGUUUGAACAGGAUAUCGAUCAUCAGAUUCUCAUUAAUCAUGGAAAUCACUUGUUAUCUUGAAGAAUACGCAAAAAGUCAAUUUCCUGGAGAUCAGUCAAUUGCAUGUAAUACAGUAGAGGAUGUAUCAAAAUGA